Messenger RNA from Mesorhabditis belari, 999 nucleotides. The record is from the annotation of a GenBank genome assembly. NCBI's taxonomy places the organism in Eukaryota, Metazoa, Nematoda, Chromadorea, Rhabditida, Rhabditidae.
AUGGUCCAAGAUUUGCACACCUAUUCGGUGGCGGCUGUCGAUUUUCUGAAUAGAAUGGUGAUCGCGCGAGUUCGCGAGUCGGCAUCGAAGGCGUUCAGCACUUCUCCGAAAAUUCGUCGAUUCACUCCGAUCCUCCUUUUCGUCGCUGCCCUUCUCUACAUUUUCUUUGGCGGUUGCGUGUUCUUUUUCUUCGAAAACGAUCGUCAACACGAGGCUUUCCGGCAAUGGUAUCGAAACUCGAACAAUAUCAAAUCUCAUCAAGCAAAGCUGAUGUCAAAGCGGAUCUUCAAUGACACACAAAAUCUGCUCAUCAUCAUCGAUAAAGAUCAAUCGGAGAGAGUCGAGAAAAUCCUUCUCAACCAGCUGAAAUCCUCUUACGAUGGCCGAAUGAACAUUCAUCCGCCAAACAAAACAAGCUGGAAUUUCCUCAACUCGAUCAACUUUGCCUACAGCGCUGUGCUUUCUGUUGGACAGGGCGCAAAAAUUCCGGAAUCUGUGCUCGGACAACUCUUCUUGAUCCCCUAUUUGACCAUCGGGAUCCCGUUGAUUUUCUUCACUCUCGGCUCGAUCGUUCACCAAUUCGUGCUCCCAUUUAUGAAUAGAAGCGAGUUCCCGUUCACUCGCCGUUUCGCAGCGCUCGCUCUGGCCGUUUCGAUCUAUUUCGUUUGGGCAAUUCUCGUCUCAUUUUAUCUCUACUUUGAGGUCUUUGACAACUAUCUCACCUCGUUGAUCACCGCACUUUUCACGAUGACCACUGUUCAGGUGACUCACAGCUCUCUGACCGAAUGUCACACUUUCGUCCUCCUUCUCCUCACGACGAUUUCCCUCUCGAUCGCUCUUCUCAUCGCUUUCCUCACCCUUGCCUGUUAUGGAGAUUACGGAAUUGCCGUGAGCCAGGAAAUCCCCGAGGAGGUGAACGGAGAGUCGACUUCGGCGAAUGGACAACAACGCUUCACUGUAGUCGUCGAUCAAGCCGGCGAUAGCAAGCUGGCAUCGAAU